AUGCCCAAGAGGAAGAGAGGUGCUUUUCAGUCAUGGAGCGCUCUUCUAAGCAUGAGGAGGAUCAUGCUUUCCUUCCUCUGCUUACUGAUGCACCUGCUUCAGGAUGAGAUAACUUCACUUUCACUUACGGAAAACCAAGGCCUGCAAGACUCGAUUAAGCCACAGAAGGUAGAGUUUCGUUCGUUAAACUUCAACAGCACUUUGCAUUGGCAGCCUGGGUGGGCCAGAGAGGCAAGAGACACACUCUACUUUGUGCAGUAUAAAGUUUAUGGGCAGACCACAUGGCAAAACAAACAUGACUGCUGGGGAAUUCAAAGCCAUGUCUGUGACCUAACACAUGAGACCUCUGACAUCCGGGAGCCUUACUAUGGAAGAGUGAAAGCCGCAUUGGCUGGUGUCUAUUCCGACUGGAGCCUCAGCUGCAGAUUCACUCCCUGGCGAGAAACUAUGAUAGGACCUCCAAUAGUAACUGUGGUUCAUAGCAACAAAUCCAUUGUAGUAAAGCUCCAGCCUCCCCGUUCUCCAUAUAAAAGGAAGAAAGGCAGCAAGAUACCAAUGACAAAUUAUUAUGAUCUGGUGUAUCAAGUCUUCAUAAUUAACAACUUGCUAGAUGAGCAACACAGAGCCCUGGUGUAUGAAGGAAAAGACAAGGUUAUUCAAAUAAAAGAUUUGAGGCCUGGAGUCAGCUACUGCAUCGUGGCUAAAACAUACGUGCCCAUACUGGACCGCAGCAGUGCCUGCAGCAGCAGGCAAUGCACCGUGCUGCACUGACAGGGCUGGCGCCUCCGCGACAGGGAUAAUGGCAGAAGACGCUUUCCAUCACAGAUCCAGCUGUAAAUCAACAUCUGUUGUCUAUGUCUGGAAUACAUACUUGGACACUUUUUAAACUAACCUUUGCUGCAUUAAAUUAUUUGAUUCCUCGCAAUCAUUUUAUGCUACGUGAAGGUCAAGGAUUGUUUGUAUGUCCUAUAUUACAAUUUAUGAUGGUAUAUAUUUGCAUUUUCAAAGGAAACAGUCUUGUAAUAUAAAAAAAACGUACAAAAAGCAUUUGUGGAAAUAUCCUUAAGAUUCCUUCUAGGGUUUUUCUAUUUUAAGCCUUGGAAUUAAAAUACAAUUUAUAAAAUAGAAGUUUCAGAUAUUUUAUGUCUUCUAGAACUACGGUUGCAACAGAAUAUGUAAAAAGUGUCCUCUCUUUAAAAUAAGAAAUGUACAGUACAGGAGUA
Pseudopipra pipra is the source of this 1223-nucleotide messenger RNA. RefSeq names its product interleukin 22 receptor subunit alpha 2 (gene IL22RA2). NCBI's taxonomy places the organism in Eukaryota, Metazoa, Chordata, Aves, Passeriformes, Pipridae. The record is from RefSeq and is a predicted model, not a curated record. Gene Ontology annotation, molecular function: protein binding; cytokine receptor activity. Gene Ontology annotation, cellular component: plasma membrane. Gene Ontology annotation, biological process: cytokine-mediated signaling pathway.